UGGAUGCGCGCGCACCUUCUUGCGUGCGCCUGCUUCGUACGAUACAUGAGUAAUUGCGAGCCACCAUCGUCGAGCUGGGUUUUAGAGAUUUAGGGAUUAGGGUUUCUGCGAGCCCCAGGGAAGCCAUGGCUUCGUGGGCUCUCCCCGCUCCCACGACCGUAGUCCCAACUCUCUCCCCUUCGAUCGAUCGCCCUCGCUCGUGGAAUGUCGCCUUCGUCCUCUUUCUCGGUUCCAACUCUCCUUCUCCCUUCGUUUCCUCGGUUUCCACCUCCUCUGUCCGCAGCUGCGGGUUCCGGGCCACGCGAGUACGGUUUGCCGCUGCCGAAGACGGGUGGUGUCCGUCUUCGACCUCCGGCUUGCCGGCCGUCGAUGAAGCACGGGAAGCCGUGGUCGAGAUACUGCGGGAGUUCGGAGCCUCACAGGAGGACUCCGUUUAUAUCGCCGCCAAUUCGCCGUGCUAUGUAGAGAUGCUCGUGGGGAACGUGCAAGAGCUGGAUGAGCUCGGCCUGUGGGGUUCAUGGAAUAGCGAGAUUGUGGAAGAGAACAUGGACAUGAGUAGCCUUAGUUUCAGGAAGAAGGUGUACUACAUGGCCAAAAGUAAGGGAGAUAAGGGCGUGCUUCCUUAUCUGGAGAGCAUUGGCGUCAAACUCUCCUCUGCUUUGCUCAUUGCUAGGUAUUUGUCCUCGGAGAAGCUUCGUCAGCUGAUUGAUAAGGUCAAUUUUGUGAGUGGAAUUUUGUUUCCAAGCAGUAUUAAUAAGGCACUUAUCGGAAGAAAUGCUAGACGAAUGAUGAUGUACCUAUCGAUUCCUGUGGAUGAGGAUGUUCAGAGCACUUUGUCCUUUUUUGAAAAAAUGGAGGCAAGACAUGGAGGUCUAAGUAUGUUAGGUCACAAAGAUGCCUCAUUUCCCUAUCUGGUCGAAUCAUUUCCAAAGCUUCUUUUGUGCUCUGUAGAAGACCAUUUUAAACCAUUGGUUGGCUUUCUUGAACUUCUUGGUGUUCCUGAAGCAGGCAUUGCAACUAUACUAUUGUCAUUCCCCCCUAUCAUUUUCUGUGAUAUUGAGAAAGAAAUCAAGCCUAAACUGUGUGCAUUUAGCAAAGGUUUCGAAGAAAAAGAUAUUGCAAAGAUGCUGAUGAAAUAUCCAUGGAUUCUUUCAACCAGUAUUCAAGAGAAUUAUGAGAAGAUACUGGCUUUCUUCAAUGAAAAGAAGGUUCCAAAAUCAAGUGUCGACCUCGCAAUUAGGAGUUGGCCACAUAUAUUGGGUUGUUCGGCUACAAAGAUGAAGUCAAUGGUGGAGCAAUUUAAUGAAUUUGGUGUUAAGAAGAAGAUGCUGGUUCCAGUUAUUACCUCUAGCCCACAGCUCCUACUGAAGAAACCUAAAGAAUUUCAAGAGGUCGUAUCAUUUAUGGAAGAAAUUGGUUUUGAUAGCAAAACCAUUGGUAGGAUUUUAUGUCGCUGUCCAGAAAUAUUUGCUUCUAGUGUUGAUAACACCUUGAGAAAGAAAGUCAAUUUCCUUGCUGAUUUUGGUGUCUCAAGAGAUUGUCUUCUUCGGGUUGUCAGAAAAUAUCCAGAAAUGCUACUUUUGGAUACUGAUAACACUUUACUUCCCAGGAUGAUCUUUCUUAUGAGGGUUGGGCUGUCUAAGAGGGAAGUAUGCUCCAUGAUCUGUAGAUUUUCUCCCAUACUGGGCUAUAGCAUUGAAAUGGUUCUGAAACCAAAGCUUGAUUUCCUCUUAAGAACCAUGAAGAAGCCACUAAAGGAAAUUGUCGAAUACCCAAGGUAUUUCAGCUACUCACUGGACAAGAAGAUAAAACCCAGAUUCUGGGUGAUUCAUAGUAGAAAACUCGAAUGUAGUUUGAAGGACAUGUUGUCUAAGAACGACGAUGAGUUUGCACAAGAAUAUAUGGGGAUCGGAAGAUUCCUAGUGGUGCCCUCAGUUCCACCCAAAGAUGGUUCAUAGAAGAAAGAUGUGAAACCAUUUAGGAAUCAAUUCCAAAGUGCAUGAUUAUUCUCAUUUAUAUGACAAAGGCAAAGCUGGAUAUGUACUGCUAGUUCCAUGUGAUAUGACUAUGAACAUUAACAGCCACAUCCAGUAUUUCUAUGGGUACAAGUCAUCAAAAGGGGUGAAACCUGUUCUCCACUAUCAAAGCUAAGGCAACUGAAUAUAUAUCAACAUCACAGUGUGAUAUGUUCACAGAGAGAUUUGGUACUGUUCCAAAUAAGAUCUUCCAUGUCUGAAGAGUUGAUGAUGUGGAAUCUGUGGGUUAUGGCUUUAUUUCUUGAGCCUUUCAUGUUUUUCCCACAUUUUGCAUGUAUCAACUGCAGAUGUUUAUAGAUUUGUGCUUAUGAAUGCAGAGCAUUGAUGUGAAAUUCUAGUUAUUAUUACGAAAUAACUUCUCACCCA
Molecule: messenger RNA, 2402 nt
Organism: Musa acuminata subsp. malaccensis (wild Malaysian banana)
Lineage: Eukaryota; Viridiplantae; Streptophyta; Magnoliopsida; Zingiberales; Musaceae
Product: transcription termination factor MTERF2, chloroplastic
Biological process (GO): regulation of DNA-templated transcription
Molecular function (GO): double-stranded DNA binding
Source: RefSeq, a predicted model, not a curated record